Molecule: messenger RNA, 871 nt
Organism: Cicer arietinum (chickpea)
Lineage: Eukaryota; Viridiplantae; Streptophyta; Magnoliopsida; Fabales; Fabaceae
Source: RefSeq, a predicted model, not a curated record
AUUGUCUUUGGCCUUUAUAACGUUAUAAUAUAACCCAACAAUGUCUAAAAUCAAUUAGGUGUUCCUUCUUCUCUUUGAUGAAAAGAAAAAAGGUUAGCAAAAUUAUGAAAACUCUUACCUUAAUUCUCACGUUCUCCGUAAUUGUUUUAUCGCAUGCAACACCAACAUUGCUAACUCGGAUUAAACCUCAAAUGAAGCAAUCUUCUGCGCUUGACGAUGCUCAACUACAACCACAAAAUUUGGAUAAAUUGAAUUGCAACUACAGAGUUGCUAUAAAGACAAGUUGUCUUUCUCCACUUAUUACAAAUGACAGAAUCACUCUUUUAUUUGGAAACGCUACACGCUAUGAGACGGUUUAUGUUGAGAAUGUGGGUGGUCCUAAUAGUAAAACUAGGUUGGAGCCGUGCAAAACAGAUGUAUUGGACUUAGAGGGACCUUGUGGAUACAACAUCUGCAAAGUGUUGAUAUAUAGAAGUAGACCCCAUAAUGGGGUACGAAGGCCUAAUGAUGAUAGGUGGAUAGUAGAGUCUGUGACCAUAGAUGACUAUAGGAAGCCUCCUAUCACAUUUUACUACAAACCUAAUUAUAUUAUUCCUGAUGAUGGUUUUGGAUAUGGCCCCAACUAUUGUCAUAGAGAUUAGUGUUAAUUACAUUCCUAAAAUAAUAUUAUAUGGACUCUUUAUGUCUUCUUCUUUUUUUUUUUUUUUUUUUAUAAUAAAGAUAAACUUAUUGUAUUUUAUAAAAAUUAAAACCAACAUAAUAUGUAUGGAAGUUAGUCUCGAAAUAAGGUUGCUUCUAAUAAGUGUUUUAUAUAGUUAUUCAAUGUAACAAAUUUUGGUGAAACAUUAAUAUAUUAUAGAGCAAAUAGUCA